AGUCUGUUUUCAAUAGUCCUACCUCACCUGUGCCCUCUCCAGGUAAUGGGAGUGAACCUGCAUCUGGACCAGCACAGCCAAAGAAAAUCCGAGGUGUUGGGUUUGGGGAUAUCUUUAAAGAAGGCUCAGUGAAACUUAAGACAAGAUUAUCCAGUAAUGAAUCAGAAGAUAAAAAGCCAGACAAGCCCUUACCUAACCUUCCCACUGGAACAAAGCUAAUUCAUUUCCCGAGUAUAACAAAAACUGAAAACUCACCAGAAGUAGUAAAAUCAGAAGCUGAAAGUAAACCAAAAGCUAAGGAAUAUUGCAGGACAAUAUUUUCCUAUGAAGGCUCAAAUGAUGAACUCAGCUUUAAAGAGGGUGAAAUCAUUCAAAUAAUCAGUAAGGACACUGGAGAGCCAGGCUGGUGGAAAGGAGAACUCAAUGGUAAAGAAGGAGUCUUCCCAGAUAACUUUGCUGUUCAAAUACAAGAGUCUGAUAAAGACUUCCCUAAGCCAAAGAAACCUCCACCUCCUGUUAAAAGUCCAGCUCCAAGGCCUGAAUUGCCAUCUGGAGAGAAGAAAUUCCCUGCUUUGAGGCUUGAAGAAAAAGAUGAAAAAGGAGCUUUGGAUCAGAAGCCUUUGAAGCCACAAGCUCCUCAAGUACCACCCAAGAAGCCUAUUCCUCCAAGCAAGACCAACAGCUUACUGAGAGCAGGGCUCUUGCACCCAAAACGUCCGGAUAAACCUGGUUUGCCAUCAUCUGUAUCCAAAACUAAUGGAGAAGUUGUUUCCCUUCGACCAAAAUCUGAGGUUGAGCCAGUAACAAAACCAAAGUUAGACUCUGAACCAUUACCGCUUAGACCAAAAUCAGUAGAGGUAGAUUCACUUCUGGUAAAGAGCUCUAAGGAAUCAGAUCUUUUAAGCUUUGAUGAUGUAAUAGCUACCUCAGAUAACCUGUCACACCCGACUGCGAGCCGGCCCAAGAUGCCUGGUAGGAGGCUGCCUUCGCGUUUCAAUAGCGCUAGUCCUGGAAGUGAAAAUGUGUGUCCAGAAAAAAAUUUGAAGGUGCAGAAAGAAGAAGAAAGUGCCAAACCAAAGCCAGUUGAAACAAAAAAGCCAUCUGCAUUCAGCCCACUAAUUCCAUCUUCAUCUCAGAGACCAAGUUCUGUCAUACUGGACUUUUUACCUGGAGACGUCCAACAUAAAGGAGAAGUGGAUGAUGAAAAAAUUUCUGUGGAAGAGCUCAGGACUCAGAUUAAUGAUUUGAUGGGUUUAGUAGAUGCAUUGAAGAAAGAACAUGGGAGAGAACUGGAAAAACUAAAGAAGGAUUUAGAAGAAGAGAAGCUGUUGCGAAGUACUCUGGAGCUUGAAGUAGAAAAAUUGAAGAAAGCAGUGAUGUCUACAUGA
Messenger RNA from Acanthisitta chloris (rifleman), 1388 nucleotides. RefSeq names its product CD2-associated protein (gene CD2AP). NCBI's taxonomy places the organism in Eukaryota, Metazoa, Chordata, Aves, Passeriformes, Acanthisittidae. Gene Ontology annotation, biological process: regulation of actin filament polymerization. Gene Ontology annotation, molecular function: protein binding. The annotation marks the transcript as partial. The transcript has 13 exons. The record is from RefSeq and is a predicted model, not a curated record.